This is a messenger RNA of Coccidioides immitis RS, 288 nucleotides long. RefSeq lists its product as uncharacterized. The record is from RefSeq and is a predicted model, not a curated record. The coding region runs from base 1 to 288 and encodes 95 amino acids. NCBI's taxonomy places the organism in Eukaryota, Fungi, Ascomycota, Eurotiomycetes, Onygenales, Onygenaceae. The transcript has 2 exons.
AUGUUCACACCAGAUGCGAGCCUCACCGAAAUGGAAGCCGCUAUCAGAUUUCAGCGCCUUGUGCAAAUCGGAAGUGCAGCAGAUUAUGCCGCAGAAUUUGAGUGGCUCAGAAGCAAGAUUUCACGGGAGACAUACCAUGCGUCUCUUUUCUUCGUGGGGCUUAAAGACGAAAUUCAGAAUAGGAUUUCUCAGUGUGGGGAGAUGCCUAGUACUCUGGAGGCUAGGUCAUAUCGCCAGAAAUUGCAGGAAAAAGUGGUAGGAUGUACGAUGGACGAAAACUUCGAAUGA